Molecule: messenger RNA, 954 nt
Organism: Penicillium daleae
Lineage: Eukaryota; Fungi; Ascomycota; Eurotiomycetes; Eurotiales; Aspergillaceae
Exons: 4
Coding region: 1-954 (317 amino acids)
Source: RefSeq, a predicted model, not a curated record
AUGGAAGAGUUCCAGCGUAUCCUCGAGUCAUACGAUGUGCAAGCGCGCGCUCAAUGGGAGACAGACGAGGACCGCCAACAAAACAACAAGAUCUUUACCUCAACAAUUUGCACUCUUUUCAAAAUCCUAUCAAGCUGGCCAACAGAUGCUGCUAGCAUCAGGCUUUCUAUCCAGGCAAAGUCCCCGAGUGACUCUCUCGAUAUGAAGCAACGACGGAAACAAGCCGCUAGAUCGAGGGUAGACGAUCUUCUUUAUAAGAGAUAUGAGAGAUCCUGCCUACAAUUCUCUCGAAUUACCACAGAUGUCGAGUGCCUACCGGUCCCUAUAGUGACCCAUCUUUCAAUCCAAGGCCUCGGAAACGAAAGGCUAAUCGAGCCGGCAUCGACUGCAGUUAUCGCGUCGAAACUACCGCAAUUAAAUCGAGUGGAACUAUUGAUGAGGGACGGGUGUAAGCGGGAUGAACGAUUAAGACAACAACUUCGAAAUGACUUUGCACGCAAUCUUUACCUCUUCCCUGCUCGGUACUACGAUCCUCUAAACGUGAUAGAGGAUGGAUCGGACCUUUUAAGUUCGUGUCUACGGGAUUUGUCGCAGCGUCUAGAGAUUCUCAAUAUCAAAGAAUCUACAGUCUUAGGCCCAGAGCUUUUUUGGCCGUCGAGUUCACAGGAGGAUACUCUACCGGUGAAUCGACCCUUCUGGCAAAACCUCAGAGAUGUGACGGUGAGCUAUGCGCCAGUUACGCCGUCGGGAAAGUGGCUCCUAGAACGGGAUCCGGAGAAAACGGAUCCAACAGAAGAUAACACGGAUCCCGAAUACUACGAUACUAGGGAGGAGCAAUAUCCCGAAUCCGUUCGGAUCCCUCCCGAGGAUCGUAGGUCUAUAUAUUUUCGAUCCAAGAUUAUCGCGAGCUACGCCGACAGAUUCUACAUCUUAGCUGCCUGGGCUGCCCUCUAG